Molecule: messenger RNA, 513 nt
Organism: Funneliformis geosporum
Lineage: Eukaryota; Fungi; Glomeromycota; Glomeromycetes; Glomerales; Glomeraceae
Source: the annotation of a GenBank genome assembly
AUGAUUAACAAAUUUGAUAGUUUUACUCCCAGUUUAUUAGCCAAACAUAUUUAUUCAACUAUCAAACAAAUUUUUAAAUCUGAUGGAAAAAUUAUUUUUAACCAACUUAAAGAAAUCCCGCACCGGGAAACAGAAGAUGAAUUUCCUUUUGAAAUCAAAAAGGAGUGGAAAGAAGUAAAAAUAAGCGACCUUUUUGAAUUUCACCAUUUUAAUUCUAUACCAAAAAAAAUAAGAAAGAGUGGAAAAAUACCUUUCAUUGGUGCCAGCAAAAACAAUAAUGGCAUAAGCGAAUACAUUCUUCCUGUAAAAGGGUAUGACAUUAUUAAUUAUAGGUGUAUUACUUUCGGAGCACAAGGUAAUCCUAAAUUUGAAAUUAAUAAUUAUAAUGGCCCAUUUUUAGCAGCCAUGUUAGAAACCGAAAAGUUUAGAUACAAUUUUGGAAACAGUAAAAUAGAAAAAAUAGUCAAGGAAUUGGAUAAAGCAGAAUUGCUCGAUGUUGAAGUAAUUAAUUAA